CUAUAGCCCCUCGUUCCACCGGCCGCCGGGUGUCGUCUCGUUUACCUUCUCGACGCGACGCCCACCCACCCCAGUCCGCUCCGCCACUCGUGUCGUUUCUUCCACCCACGGGCUCGCAUCGCAGCAGCCGCCGGGCUUCCAGAAGCUCUCUCAGCGCAGGGCGCCGCCAUGGCUGCGGAAGGCAAGGCUCCGUCGCUCGCGGAGGAGUAUUCACUCCCACCCCAGGAGGUCCAGUUGCAAAAUCCAUCUGAAGAGAAAUCUGCUGCUAGCACUGUGGCUGAAGUUGUUCCCGAGAAAAGUGCUGAAACCCCACCAGCUAAUGAGGCUACUGUUGCUGUUGAAGAAACAAGUGAAACUUCAGAGGUGAAGGAAGCCUCUGAGGAGCCAGAAGCUGAGGCAAGCCCUGCUGCUGAAGAAAGUGGUGAGGUUGCUGAAGAAAGCAGUGAUGCUGCUGAGGAAACAGCUGAUGAAAAACCAGAAAUUAAGAUCGAGACAGCUCCAGCAGAUUUUCGUUUCCCAACAACAAAUCAAACAAGACAUUGCUUCACGCGCUAUGUUGAAUAUCAUAGGUGUGUAGCUGCAAAAGGGGAGGGUGCUCCUGAGUGUGAAAAGUUUGCUAAGUACUACAGAUCACUCUGCCCAAGUGAAUGGGUUGAGCGUUGGAAUGAGCAACGUGAAAAUGGCACAUUCCCCGGACCCUUAUAAUGCCGCUCAGUGGCGAGAAAGCCAUGCUUGUUCUGGCACCCUACCUUCGUCGAUAACUACAGGAGGCUUCCUUUCCUUUUGGGAGACUAAUAAAGUGUUGGAUUGAUGUGCAAGGAUUCACUUUUGAAUUCUUUCCUGAACUUGGAUCGUUCGAGGAUUCAGGUCCCCAAUUUUGAUGUACGUGUUACCACCAAGAGCUCUUUCCGGAUUAUAAUAUCUUGUCACUCGCUUGUUGCGGAGGGACAGCAUAUGGAAUAAACGACAGCUUGUUCCUGCAGUGUAAUCUUUCAAAGUGCUGUUAGUAGCAUCACACUUUUUUACCCAUAAGGUAAUCUGCACGUUUCCAA
This is a messenger RNA of Panicum virgatum (switchgrass), 1052 nucleotides long. RefSeq names its product cytochrome c oxidase subunit 6b-1-like. The transcript is spliced from 5 exons. NCBI's taxonomy places the organism in Eukaryota, Viridiplantae, Streptophyta, Magnoliopsida, Poales, Poaceae. The coding region runs from base 169 to 705 and encodes 178 amino acids. Gene Ontology annotation, cellular component: mitochondrion; respiratory chain complex IV. The record is from RefSeq and is a predicted model, not a curated record.